AUGGCCAAGAAGGUCAACGGCAUCCUGGCUUGUAUCAGCAAUAGCGCGGCAGCAGGGCCAGGGAAGCCAUCGUCCCCCUGUGCUGGUGGGUCCCGUGCCGAUGCCCCGGGCGGAGCCCUCGUGCGCUGCCGCAUCACAAUCACCCUGCACUUAAAGGGCGCCCCCCCGCAGCCCCACAUCACCACUUGCAGUGAUGAAGCGCAAAUCACGGCGCCGCAAGGCCCCGUGUCCAGCAGCGCUGCCAGGAGGAGAACGAGCCUCCUGUGCGCCUCCCAGUGCAAGAGGCAGCGGGACGGCCCUGGUGAGGAAGUGUGCGGGUUCUGCCGGCGGGCCGAUUGCAACCCCGAGGUGGUGGGACAGCUUUGCCGUCAGGGUGGUUUCUGCGUGCAUGAAAAUUGCCUGUACCACGCCGGCAGGCUGCAACAGAGAGGGGCCGAUGAAGAGGGCUUCUACGGCUUCCUCUUCCCUGACAUCAAGGAGGAGCUGAAGCGGGUGGCACAGAAGAGGUGCUGCAUAUGCCGCCAGCCGGGCGCCUCGGUCACCUGCAGAGCCCGGCGCUGUCCCCGCACCUUCCACUACCCCUGCGGCAGCGAGCGGGGCUGCAUCUCCCAGUUCUUUGGGGAGUACAAGUCCUUCUGCUGGAAGCACCGGCCGCUGCAGCGGGUGCGGGCGGUGCAGCAGGAGCAGAGCCUGUGCCUCAUCUGCCAGGAGGCGGUGGCGGAGCGGCCGUGCUAUGACACCCUGGUCUGUCCCACCUGCACCAGCGCCUGGUUCCACCGCCACUGUAUUCAGGGCCAGGCGCUGCGCUCUGCCCUGCACUACUUCCGCUGCCCUCUCUGCAGUGACAAGGACACCUUCCAAAAAGAGAUGUUCCGCCUGGGCAUCAAAAUCCCGGACAGGGAUGCUGCCUGGGAGGCGAAUGGAGCCUUUGCCAGCCUUUAUGAGCGGCACAGAUCCUGCGACACCAGCCAGUGCCUGUGCCCCGCGGGACGGGAGGAGGCAGAGGAGAAUGGGCCCUGGCGACUGCUGCUCUGCCACUCCUGUGGCUCCAGAGGGACCCACCGGCGCUGCUCCAACCUGGGAGAGGAGGUGGAUUCCUGGGAAUGCUGUGACUGCAGCGACACGGGCACUGUGCCCGCCUUGCUGCCAGGCCAGGUGCUGGACCCACUGGCACAGGGACCCUCACACAGUGUCCCAGCUCCUGACACCUCACCUGGGGACGAAGAGGCUGGGAUCCCGCGGCGCCCCGACGUUGCAGAGGGCUAG
Neopsephotus bourkii (Bourke's parrot) is the source of this 1266-nucleotide messenger RNA. Its product is annotated as PHD finger protein 7-like. Lineage: Eukaryota; Metazoa; Chordata; Aves; Psittaciformes; Psittacidae. Bases 1 to 1266 code for a protein of 421 amino acids. Gene Ontology annotation, cellular component: nucleus. The record is from RefSeq and is a predicted model, not a curated record. The transcript is spliced from 11 exons.